CAUUUGUUUAAAUUCUACGGAAACGCAUUUUCUAAUUUGAUAAAUUCUACGGAAACAAACGAAGGUGGACGAGUGAUAGAUAGAUAGAGAGAGAGGGAAAGAGACAGACAGACAGAUAGCUCCGGCCAGUCAGUAGCCAAAGAAACAGAUUUCAACUCAAACCAGCAGUAACAUUCCUUGUUUGGAUUUUUCUACUUUCAUUUCUGACAGCUAAUACCAUGACAGUGCCACAACCUUAAGUGUGACACUGUGUUUAUCUCUCAUACAAGUGUUGCGGUAUUAUUACCAAUCACCAUUGACCAAAAGAAAUUUGGCUGUUGUUUCUAGCACAUCGUACGACCACCUUCCUUGUUUCAUUGUCAUUCUAACAUAUCAUCAGAAGACACUGGCACCAAAGAAUUGUUUACAUCAUCAUCAGUAUUGAUCAUCUUUUAAAUUCCAAAGCAAGAUGUUAAACAUAAUUGAUAUAAACCUUUUUGUAUAAAUCUAUGAGGAAUUCCUGUGAAAUAUUGCUUCUCAACUGAAAUUUAUAGCAACAUUUCUCUAGCACACUGGAGUUUCUACAAAUGGAUUUUACAAACAAAUUAAAGUUGGUUUUAUUUACAAAAGAAACUUGCUGAAUCUGCAAGCAUCAAUGAAGACUGCGAUGUUUGGAAGUACAAAAGUUGAAAUGUUUGUAAGAGAUGAACUAAAAAAGUUGGAACCAAGAAACCUAUCUUCAUAUUGUUGUGAAAGAACGAAAAUGAAUAGUGUUAGAGAUUUGAAGAUUUAAUUUUUGCAAAAAACAAUGUCAAGGAAAAUUAGAAAACCAUAUCACUGUGAUAUCUGUGGCAGAUUGUUUUCUCAAAGAGCUAUCUUAACUAUACACGUACGUAUUCAUACAGGAGAGAAACCAUAUCACUGUGAUAUCUGUGGUAAAACAUUCUCUCAAAGUAGUAGCUUAACUUCUCACGAGCGUAGUCAUACUGGAGAGAAACCAUAUCACUGUGAUAUCUGUGGUAAGUUAUUCUCUCAGAGACACAAUAUAGCUAGACAUAAACGUAUUCAUACAGGAGAGAAACCAUACAACUGUGAUAGCUGUGAAAAAUCAUUUGCUGGAAAUAAUGACUUGAUGAAACACAAACGUGUUCACACAGGAGAGAAAGCAUAUCACUGUGAUAUCUGUGGUAAAUCAUUCUCUCAAAGUUGUAACUUAUCUUCUCACAAGCGUACUCAUACAGGAGAGAAACCUUAUCACUGUGAUGUCUGUGGUAAAUCAUUCUCUCGAUGCGAUAGCUUAAUUAAACACAAACGUAUUCAUACAGGAGAAAAACCAUAUCACUGUGAUAUCUGCGGUAAAUCAUUUUCUGAGACGGGUUGUUUAGCUUCUCACAAACGUUCUCACACGGGAGAAAAGCCAUACCACUGUGAUGUCUGUGGUAAAUCAUUCUCUGGAACUGGUUGUUUAACUUCUCACAAACGUAUUCACACAGGUGAGAAGCCAUAUCGCUGUGAUAUCUGUGGUAAAUCAUUCUCUCUAAGUCGUAGUUUAACUUCUCACAAGCGUACUCAUACAGGAGAGAAACCUUAUCACUGUGAUGUCUGUGGUAAAUCAUUCUCUCGAUGUGAUAGUUUAACUAAACACCAUCGUAUUCAUACAGGAGAAAAGCCAUAUCCUUGUGAUAUCUGUGGUAAAUCAUUUUCUGAGACAGGUUGUUUAACUUCUCACAAACGUAUUCAUACAGGAGAGAAACCUUAUCACUGUGAUAUCUGUGGUAAAUCAUUCUCUCAAAGUAGCAGCUUAACUUCUCACAAGCAUAGUCAUACAGGAGAGAAGCCAUAUCACUGUGAUAUCUGUGGUAAGGCGUUCUCUCAGAAACAUCACAUAACUAGACAUAAACGUAUUCACACAGGAGAGAAACCAUACAACUGUGAUAGCUGUGAAAAAUCAUUUGCUGGAAAUAAUGACUUGAUUAAACACAAACGUGUUCACACAGGAGAGAAAGCAUAUCACUGUGAUAUCUGUGGUAAAUCAUUCUCUCAAAGUAGUAAUUUAUCUUCUCACAAACGCACUCAUACAGGAGAGAAACCUUAUUGCUGCAAUAUCUGUGGUAUAUCGUUCUCUGAAAGUAAUGCCUUCAUUAGACACAAACUUAUUCACUCUGUAGGGAAGUCUUAUCCCCGACAUUUGUCGUAAAUCAUUCUCAUAGAUAGGUAACUUAAGUAGACACAAUCAUAUUCACACACGAGGAAAACCAUAUUAGUGUGAUAUGUUGUAAAUCAUUGAUACAAAGAGAUGAUUAAUUAAACACAAAUGAAUUUUUACAGAAGAAAAACCAUGUCUCUUUGAUAUCUGGUAAAUCAUUCUCUAAGAAAUAUACCAUAACUUGUGAAUUUUUCUGUUGUAAACAACAGGCAAUGGUUCUGUAAUUUCUUGCUGAACAGACUGCAGAGGUGAUCUGUUUAUUGUGAUCAAAUGUUUGUGCUGUACAUUAGCUCACUUCCUCCAUCAAAUCAAUAUUGCUUGGACAGAUGCAAAAUGUGUCACUCAUAGUUGUCAAGUGUCUUGCUCAAGAAUCCAAUGAUCAGUCCAGGAAUUGAAACCACAAUCAAAAGAUUGUGGAUGUGACACCCUGAGUACUAAGCCAUUCACCACCACAAAUACUGUAACUAGAUAGAAAUGCAUUCAUACACAAAAUAAAUUAAUAUCACUGCUAGAUCUGUCAUAAAUCAUUCACUGAGACAGUAAUUUAGCUACAUCAUCAUUGCUUUAAUGUCUCCUUCUCCACACUUGAGUGGGUCAGACACUAUUCAUUGAAGCAGAUAAUUCCUGGCCAGCUGCCUCUUCUGUUACCAGCCCUCUCUCCAAGGAAGGUGAUAUUUCCCCAUGACUGGACAUGUUUCCAUGGAAGAUUGGAAAGGAAAGACACAGGUUGCAUGAUGGUGAUACGUGUUUAUAAUCAUCACAUGAUGUGAAAUCAAAGCGACACAAACAUGCACACGUGGAUAUGUAUAUACUUGAGAAGAUCAGUUCAAAGAAAUAUUUGUGAAGGUUUGCCAUUGCUGUUGGUUGUAGAAUCAGUUUAGAGUUGUCUCUCUUGGUAUCUGCUGCUGAACAAGUUUGAAAUGCUUCCAGAGGGUGUUUUGUGCUGAAUCAUCAUCUUCGUUUAACGUCCGCUUUCCAUGCUAGCAUGGGUUGGACGAUUUGACUGAGGACUGAUGAAACCAGAUGGCUACACCAGGCUCCAAUCUGAUUUGGCAGAGUUUCUACAGCUGGAUGCCCUUCCUAACGCCAACCACUCAGAGAGUGUAGUGGGUGCUUUUACGUGCCACCGGCACGAAGGCCAGUCAGGCAGUACUGGCAAUGGCCACGCUCAAAAUGGUGCAAUUUAUGUGCCACCUGCACAAGAGCCAGUCCAGGGGCACUGGCAACGAUCUCGCUCGAAAAUUCCACGAAGGCCAGCCAGGCGGCCCUGGCAGCGGUCACGCUCAAAAUGGUGCAUUUUAACUUUUUUGUUUCAAGUGAGAAUUCUUUUCUCCAUAACAAUCUGUAGUGAAAAACUUUUAAAGGUCCAAAUAUCUUUUAAACAUAUUUGAACUGGUCUUGAACUUGUAUGCUUUCUGUCAUCUCUUAAAUAUAGAAUAUUUCCUUGUUUCAAAAGGCUUGUUUCUAGAUAUUUCUAAUGUAGAAAUAUUUUAAUCACUGGAACCGAAAUUGUUACCAUCAGUUGCCAACACCAGUUAACACAGACAUCAAUAGUCUUCCCAGAAGUGAAUUUCUUACAAUAAUAGCAAGACAGUAGAGAUUGUUCCUGUCAUAUGAAAGAUGAACAAGCCAGUUUGGGUUCUGAAAAAUUUAUUAAUUUAUUACAUCAUGAAAAAAACAUUUCAAAAGCAAUAAGCUUCAACAUCUUUGUAUAUGAAUUACUCAAAAAACAAAAAUAACAAAUGUUCACUUCUGAAAAUUCCUUGGCUUAUAUUUGUGUCAGCCAUAAACAUUUCUCCAGUGAUUAAUAAUAUCCUGUCAUUUGAUUAAUUUCUUGCUGCCUACUUGCCUGCAAUUUGACAAGCUAGUUUGCCAGAUUUGCUACAUAAACUUAUCUGAUUUGGCAAAAUUUUAAGGUUUUACUGAACCACUGUAAGGACAUUAUAUAAUUAUUCAUUGCUCCAAUAAGAAAUGGCACCCACUCAUUUUACUCACAUUGUACCUUGAAGAUCAACUCUGACACCUCAUCAACACUUUUAUCUUUCUCCAACUCAAUCCGAUCACUCCCAUCCUCUUUUAUAAAUGUGAAUAGCCAUGCAGCCUCUCUGACAAGAAAGCUGCUGUGUUUUGGCCACUUUUCUCAUCUUCAAAUCAUGCUUUACAUCAUAUAGAGAUUAAAGUAAAAAAACAGAGAGAGUUACAGAAGAGGUGGGGAGAGGAGAGGGAGUAAAUGACAGUGAGGUUAUACAAAUGAGAAGUUUGUUAUAUUUAAAAAAAAUUUUAAGUGAAAAUUGUAUUGGGAAAGAUGGAAAGUUCACAUAAGAUGUGGAAGGUGAGUGUCUUGUAACUUUCUGAAAAAUAGAAUUUUAUGAAAUUCUGUUGAUAAAAUAUAGAAAACUCAUAUAACCUUUAUUGCAAAUAUGCACAUGACAAAUCAGUUUUUAUCUAGUUUUAUUUUAAGUAAAUAUCUUUCUUUUGAAAAUUAGUAUUUCACCAAAAAAUUUAUUUGAUAAAUGUCAAAUUGUAAAAAUUGCCUGUGUGCCAUAUUUCCUGAUAUUAUCCAUUGUGCAUAAGUAUAUUUUCAAAGAUAUCUGUCACAUGACAGGUAAUGCUCUCUCUUUAUGUAUAUAUAUAUAUAUAUAUAUUUAGUUUUAAUGGAUUAGUCACUUUGCUAAGGAGAGAUGGUGAUUAAGGAGAAGACUCAAGAACAGUUCACAUGGUUUACUUUGUAUAGCACAGGACUAGGAAAUGAAAGUUAACCUGGAGAAGCAGCUACAAUUACCAUCAUAUGUCCAACGGAGUUUGUUGAAAACAGAUAUCAUUGUUUUGAAAAUAACAAGGUAGCUAAUCAUGUUGAAGUUGAGUGUGUCUAGGGAGAGGGGGAUGGAGGAGGUGCAAGAGAAGAGUUGGUAGCUGACUGCCACAGGGCUGAGCAGAGAAUAAGGGGUUUGCCAAUGAAGAUGAUAGGUAGGGUUAGUAGAAUAUCACUAAGACAGGUCUAGGUUUGAUCAAUCUAGGUUACAACAUUGAUGCUGUGUCCAUGUACUGUAUGCGUAGAUCAUGUUAAACCAAAUAUACGUGUGUGUGUGUGUGUGUGUGUAUCUUUUACCCUUUACUUGUUUUGCUCAUUAGACUGGUGAUUUUGGAGCAUUGCGUUGAAGAAUUUUUAUCAAAUGAAUCAACAAUAGUAUUUAAUUUAGUGCUAAGCCUUUUACAUAUUCUUACCAGUCUCUUGUGCUGAACCACUAGGUUACAGGGAGGUAAACAAACCAACACCUGUUGUCAGGCAGUGGUGGGCAAACACACAUACAAAGACAUAUACAUGCACACACUCACAUAUAUAUACGACAGGCUUCUUCCAGGUUCUGUGUGCCAAAUCCACUCGCAAAGCUUUGGUUGGCCCGAGACUAUAGUAGAAGACACACAUCCAAGGUUCUAUGCAGUGGGACUGAACCCAGAACCAUGUGGUUAGGAAGCAAGCUUCUUACCACAGAGUUACUAUAUAUAUGUAUAAGUUCACCAGCAAUUUUCCUGUAGCAUAUGGUCCAGCACUUCCUAUAAUGUAGAUAAAUCACAAAAUUGAACUUAUAACUCUUGUGUUUUCCAGCCUAGUUAACUCUAUGACUACAAGUGGCAUUGAGUAUGUCUAUAUAUAUUAUUUACAAGUGGAUUACACUGUACUCGUUAGUGGUGAACAGCUCUGCUGUUCAUUUAGCUUAAGAUUUCGGAUCUUUUUUAAAACGGGGGCCACAUUUUUCAUUAACGAAACACUUUGAAACUUGGAACACUGGUAGAAUGUGUCGUAUAAAACAUCUUUUUCUCUUAGUCUUCUUAAAAAAUAAA
This is a messenger RNA of Octopus bimaculoides (California two-spot octopus), 6028 nucleotides long. RefSeq lists its product as uncharacterized. NCBI's taxonomy places the organism in Eukaryota, Metazoa, Mollusca, Cephalopoda, Octopoda, Octopodidae. Gene Ontology annotation, molecular function: RNA polymerase II cis-regulatory region sequence-specific DNA binding; DNA-binding transcription activator activity, RNA polymerase II-specific. Gene Ontology annotation, cellular component: nucleus. Gene Ontology annotation, biological process: regulation of transcription by RNA polymerase II. The record is from RefSeq and is a predicted model, not a curated record.